Daphnia magna is the source of this 975-nucleotide messenger RNA. RefSeq lists its product as uncharacterized. Lineage: Eukaryota; Metazoa; Arthropoda; Branchiopoda; Diplostraca; Daphniidae. The record is from RefSeq and is a predicted model, not a curated record.
AUGGUUACUGGUCUCGAUCUGGUAGACAUCUGGAAAAAGCUAAAUCAUAGUGAACCAGGUCACACUUUCCAUUACCAUUCGGGUUCUUCUAGGCUUGAUAGGAUUUAUGCUAGUCGAUCUUUUGCAGAUAAAUUUUUAAAUAUUUCUUUGCAGUCUUUAUCGAUUAGUGACCAUCAGUCAGUUCAAACAACACUUACUUGCUAUCUCGAUCUCCCGAAUCGUAGCAGAUCCUCUGCCGGGUUGUGGAAACUAAAUACUUUGAUAUUGUCAGAAGAAGGUUAUCAGAAAUAUGUAACUAAUUUCAUUCAGGAAUCUGCUAAUCAUCCUCUUAGGGAAAGCAAUGUAGCAAAUUGGUGGGAGAGUGUCCUGAAACCAGGUAUCAAGCGCAUUUCGGUAGAUUAUUCUAGGCAAAGAGCAAGACUGAUAAGAGAUACUAAGUUUUUCUAUCAGUCUUGCAUUCAGGAGUUGGCCGAAGCAGACACCUUUGAUUGGGUUGCCUUUCACCAGUUGAGGAAAUUCUCGAAGUCUUGGGAGGAGAGCACACUUAAAGGGUAUGGGAUUCGUUCCCGCUGCUUCGAGGGCCCAGAGGUAGAAGAAGCAAGUAUUUUUCAUGUAAAUAGAGCCAGAAUUAACUACCGUAAGUGUCGCAUUGAUAAAAUAAUUGCCUCUAAUGGCACUUGCUUAUCGACCAAAGAGGACAUUUCAGCAGAGAUUGUUUCAAAUUUUACAAAAAUUUUUAAAAAUCAACCUCCUCCUGACACACUGGCAGAGACUGAGUUCCUUGAGGGAGUAAGAGAUUGCUUUAAGCCAACCCCAAACCUAACGGCACCGAUUUCGCUUCUUGAGAUUAGAGCUGCUCUAAUAGCAAUGAAGUCAAACAAGUCUCCUGGCACCGAUGGCAUUCCUUACGAGUUUUACGUAAAUUUUGGGACGUGAUCGCCCCCCAUUUCUUGGAUAUGUUUAAUCAUAUCCUAG